CUGAGCGCCAGUUCUCUGCUGGCAUCAACUUCUUCCUUCUCCUCCCCAAGUCAUCUUCUCUUCUCCAACAGUGAGCCAGCCAACAUGCAGCUCGUGGUCCUCGCCUGCCUGGCCGCCUUCGCCGCCGCCGCCCCACAGCAGUUCACAGGAAAGCCGGAGUACCGACAGAUCGCCAUCCUGAGAGACGAGCGGGAAGAUCGGGGCGACGGGAACUUCCGGUACGAGUUCGAGACCGAGAACGGCAUUCACGUCAACGCCGUGGGCACCCCCGGCGAAAAGGGCCAGAGCAACAUUGAGGGUUUCUACAGAUUCCCCCUGGACGACGGAUCCAUCGCUGAGGUCCGCUACAUCGCCGAUGAGUUCGGCUACCGCCCAGAGUCUCCCCUGAUCCCCACUCCCCACCCUCUCCCCGCCCACGCUGUCGAGCAGAUCCGCCUCGCUGAGGAGCUCCGUCGCCAGGGAGUAGAGUGGGACCAGUUUGGAUUCAGAAUCAACAGAAAGUGAGCGAAGUCUGAAGUCGACGACACCCAAAAGGCGUUGUACAGUGCUGACGAGAGCUUGACACGGAGCCCAAGACGAUAGCCACACUCUAGCUAGAGUCUCGGAUUCGUGUAGACGACGGUAUUGUAGAUUAUCGCAAACGCUUAUUUUAUCCCCAUGUACACAAGACACACAAACACCACCAGCUCUCACGAACACACACUUUAUCCUCAUAAUAAUACUCCUAAUGGCUUUGAUAGCUUUUGUUAUAUACUCAGUUCGCGCACCCUUGAUGCCCAUUGUAGAGUGAAGCACCAUUGGCACAGUGGCUAGUGAGAGAACCCAACACUUGACAUCCAUGGUAUUGUAUCGAGACAAGCGCAGGCGCCUCCACACAUACCAACUGGGCUCUCACAGCCAGCAUAUCAGGCAGAAUCAUCCACUUCCUCCUGCUUCUCCUCCCUCCAUAAUACUUAUCAACAACCACAAAUUGUCUCGAUUUAACAUUCCAGCGAUUGCAGGUUCUCAGUCGUUCCUAGACGUGGUAUUUUGGGUGUCUACCGCCAGUAUAUCGCGCAGGACAUCAUUAUCCCCCCCCCCGCACCUUCCCACCCACAAAAUAAUGUGAAUCACAGUAACUAUUAAAUCAUAACAAAUGAAAAUGACUAGAUAUAGAAAUCCAGAGUACCAUUGUUAUCAUUGUCAUCAUCGGUGCCAGCCUCGCGAACACAGCCCACACGGUAUACUCUGUACAUUUCCUUACAUUGUGUACACACCCUACACAGUGAAUACCGCACAUUACAAACUAGUGUGUACACACAUCCCCAGAGGACAGUUACACAUCACAGUCAACACAAAAACGCAGCUGUUAAGUAGUAUACUCCGGUAUAUAUUUAUUUACAUGCUGAGCAUAUGAAAUAAAGUUAUACAGAUGCAUUA
This is a messenger RNA of Procambarus clarkii (red swamp crayfish), 1419 nucleotides long. RefSeq names its product cuticle protein AM1199. Gene Ontology annotation, molecular function: structural constituent of chitin-based larval cuticle. The record is from RefSeq and is a predicted model, not a curated record. Gene Ontology annotation, cellular component: chitin-based extracellular matrix. NCBI's taxonomy places the organism in Eukaryota, Metazoa, Arthropoda, Malacostraca, Decapoda, Cambaridae.